Molecule: messenger RNA, 1755 nt
Organism: Paraphaeosphaeria sporulosa
Lineage: Eukaryota; Fungi; Ascomycota; Dothideomycetes; Pleosporales; Didymosphaeriaceae
Product: MFS transporter
Exons: 3
Coding region: 1-1755 (584 amino acids)
Biological process (GO): transmembrane transport
Cellular component (GO): membrane
Molecular function (GO): myo-inositol:proton symporter activity
Source: RefSeq, a predicted model, not a curated record
AUGUCGCGUCACGAAGAGUCGGAGGAUGAACGCAUUGAGUCUCCAGCUCCCGAGAACCACGUUGCCAUCGGAGAGGUCAUCGAGUUUGCUCGAAUUUACAACCUAAGCCACAAGCUCGACAUAUUCCGAAAAGCCUCCUUGUCAAUACAGGGAGACGCGCUGCUCGAGGACGUCCCUCCCAUCACAGACCACGAAACUGCAGCGAUUCUAGGAGAGACAAAAAGCAAAUGGCGACAGCCACUACUCAUGUAUUUGACAGUCGUGGCCACAGCACUGGGUGCUAUGGGCCAGGGCUGGGCUCAAACGAGCAUGAAUGGGGCGAAUCUUUACUUCCCCAAAGCUUUUGAUCUCGAUGCCGAUACUCCACGCAAUAACUUGAUCCUCGGAUUGAUCAACUCUGGUAUCUAUCUCAGUAACGGUCUACUCGGCGCUUGGCUUGUGGCUCCCCUUAAUGGAAGGCUCGGUCGAAGGGGUGCAGUCUUCUCGGCCACCCUAGUAUCUCUCCUGGCAAACAUCGGUGGGGCAUUGACUCAGAAUUGGCAGCAGUUGCUCUUCUUCAGACUGGUUCUAGGGUGCGCGCUGGGAAUCAUCUCAAGCACAUUAAAUGUAUUUGCCGCCGAAUGCGUGCCGGCAGCCAUACGGGGUGGCUUGGCGGUAUCGUGGCAAAUGUUCUGUGCCUUUGGCAUCUUCGUUGGAUUCGUUGCCAACGUCGCUGUGUACGAUUUUGGGCCUAACACCUGGCGCCUUCAGCUGGCUGGACCGUUCCUCUCCACCAUUCCGCUACUCACUAUCAUCUACAUUUGCCCCGAAUCACCAGCUUGGUAUCUGAAGCACGGGAAUCGCUAUGAUCUGGCAUUCUCUUCACUCGCAAGACUGCGUAACACUGAGCUGCAAGCGGCUCGGGAAGUAUACAUAAAUUACUUGCAGCGUCCAGAAAAAGUUAGCACACACCCGUCCUACCUCCAACAAGUCGUGCAGCUGGCCACAAUUCCCCGAAUACGACGAGCGACGCUAGCCGCUUAUACUGUGAUGAUCUCUCAACAACUUUGUGGGAUCAACAUCAUUUCUUUCUAUUCUUCAACCAUUUUUGCCGAUUCCAACUUCUCCACAUUCGGAGCACUUGUGGCAUCUACAGUUUUUGGAUUUGUCAACUUCGUUGGUGCAUUUCCAGCCGUAUGGACCAUGGAUACCCUCGGUCGACGAUCGUUGCUGCUCCUGACAUUGCCGUUUAUGGCAAUAACAAUGUUGGCAGCAGGCCUUUCUUUUAGCGUUCCAAACCAUAACCCGGCCCAUUUGUGGCUCCUAGCGACAAUGAUUUACCUCUUCUGCGCCGAAUACUCACCCGGCAUGGGUCCUGUGCCUGCUGCAUACACUGCAGAGGUUUUUCCUUUGUCCCAUCGCGAAAUCGGGGUGAGCUCUGCUGUGGCCGUGACCAACAUAUGGGCAGCGGCUCUCUCCUUAACGUUCCCCGCGCUCCUGUCAACGCUUGGAUCACAAGGUGCUUUCGUCCUGUAUGCGCUGCUCAACUUGAUUGCUCUUGGGCUCGUGUUUUUCUUUGUGCCGGAAACAAGACUGAAGACUCUCGAAGAACUCGAUGAGGUUUUCUCGAUCCCCACGAGGCGCUUCGUUGCAUACCAGGUGACGGAGUACCUCCCUUGGUGGGUUCGACGAUACGUUCUGAGGCGGAAGAAGGUCGAGCUGAAGCCUCUUGAAGGCUCUGGUGUGUACCAGGAGCUGUACCAGGAUGAGGAGUAA